UUCCUUCCGUUGUCUCGGUUGUCUCCAGCUUGACUCCUGAGCUCAGUGUGAGCAGCAUCCAGCCUCGGAGCUCCGCUCAGAGAAACAGCCACACUUCCUCUCUCUUCUCUCUCAGCGGCUGUUUCUUUAAAAACGCUUCAACUCCAGCUGGAGCCGCUUUUCCUCUUUCCGUCUCUGCGGAACAAACGGACUUUUAUUGGCUGAACAGUUCAUCUCAUGACCAGUUCAUCUGCUGCAGCUGAACAAUGAGCUGAAUCUCAUCAUGGAUCAGAACCGCCUCAUCUAACUCAGAGGUUCUCCCAGUUCAGUUCAUCACAGAAUGAUUCAAGCGGUUCUGAAGUCCUGGUUAGAUCUGUUUCCAUGGAAACCUUCAGAUUGUUUUCUCUGGUUUGGUCUCUUUGUUUCCUUUAGAUCCUGCAGAAUCAGCAGCACCAAGCUGAGUUUUCCUCCUGUGCAGCUUGUGCUCCAUCAGGCGCUUUUUGCUCCUGGUUCUGUUGCUGUUCUUUCUGGACCGGAUCUAGAAGGGAACCUGGAACCAGUUGGACUUUCUGCAGAUGAUGUGGUUCUGUUUGUGUUCAGACUGUGACCCUCAUGUGGCCUGAAGUGGUUCCAGGCCAAAGUGAAGCUGUUUGCUGAGGUUCAGCUCAGGGUUCAGAACCUUGUGGACCGCUGCCUCCAGGUCGGGAUGGAUCUCAGACUCCAGCUGAGACGUUCAGACAUCUGGAUGUUUGGUUGAUAAAUGACAGGCAGGAUGGAGCUGCAGAAGAUCAGAGGCCUUUUAAAGAAACCUCAUCUGGAAAACCAUCAGCAUGAAAUGAAACUGAGAGCUGAAGAAGCUGAAGGGUCUCGGGCUGAAACCCGUUUCUCAGCUGCUGGUCCGGUUUGAACCAUGGAGACCCUCAGGUGUUCAGAGACCGGCUCCCUCACACUUUGCAGAACCAGAACUGAACAGUUUCUAUGUUCUUAUUGGAAAACAUGGAGAAAUGAUAAAGCUGAAACGGGGCGGAGCUUCCAGCAGCGUUUGAUGGAUGAUUGGAUGAAUUACAGCUGGUCUUUUGGGGGCGGGGCCUGUGGUUCUGACCCGUUAGCUUGUAACGUGUACACAUCAGAAGGUGAGCUCCUCCUCCUCCUCACCUGUAUCAAGCUGAUCACCUGCAGCGCCUCCAUUGUGUGACGCAGACAUCUCAGCAGCAGAUCCAACUUACUGAGGUCCAGAAGAUGGAAGAUUUGGACCUAAAGGAGAACAGAGCAGAACCUUCAGGAUCCGUCUGUCCCUCUAUGAGGAGUGACCGGUCCAAGGGAAACCCUCCAUUUUUCAGUACUGAACCAGAACCAUCAGACAGGAAAGAUCAGAACCUCAGACUGAGAGCAAAACCUCCAGGAUCCAUCUGUCCUUCUAUGAGGAGUGACCGGUCCAAGGGAAACCCUCCAUUUUUCAGUACUGACCCAGAACCAUCAGACCCAGAAGGGAGGAAGAGGAGCAGCGUUGGUGAGGAGGAGCAGCCGUCCUGCUGUGCUUUGUGUCAGAAGGUUCUGAUGGAUCCGGUCUCUACCAGCUGUGGUCACUGGUUCUGCAGACAGUGCAUCAGGUUCUACUGGGACCAGUCUGGACCCUCCUCCUGCCCCCAGUGUGGGAAAAGACCCAGAACAGGAGCUGGACUGCUGACAGCCAAUCAGAGCAGCUGUGCUCCAGCAGAUGUUGUUUUACAGCAGGUUCUAAAGGAACAUAAGAUCAGUCUGAGGAGGAGAUGUGAAUGUGUGACUGAAGGAAGUGAUGUAACAGGAAGUAGAACCCUCCUCAACAGGAUCUACACUGAUCUCUACAUCACAGAGGGACAAAGUGAAGAGGUUAAUACCCAACAUGAGGUGAAGCAGCUGGAGAGAGCUUCCAAGAUCCAGAACCUCCAUGACUCUCCAAUCAGGUGCCAUGACAUCUUUAAAUCCUUCCCUGACCAACAUGGAGCCAUCAGAGUGGUUCUGACUAAUGGCGUCGCUGGUGUUGGAAAAACCUUCUCAGUUCAGAAGUUCACUCUGGACUGGGCAGAGGGCUUGGAGAACCAAGAUGUCAGUGUGGUGGUUCUGCUUUCAUUCAGAGAGCUGAACUUGAUCAGAGAUGAGCAGCACAGUCUUCUCACGCUGCUCCAUGUUUUCCAUCCAACACUCCAGAAGCUCCCAGCAGAGCAGCUGGCUGUCUGCAAACUUCUCUUCAUCUUUGAUGGCCUGGAUGAAAGCAGACUUUCACUGGACUUCAACAACAGUCAGCUGGUUUCUGACGUCACACAGAAGUCAUCAGUCAACGUUCUGCUGACAAACCUCAUCAAGGGGAACCUGCUUCCGUCAGCUCUCAUCUGGAUAACUACCAGACCUGCAGCAGCCAAUCAGAUCCCUCCUUCAUGUACUUCCAGGGUAACAGAAGUACGAGGCUUCACUGACGCCCAGAAGGAGGAGUACUUCAGGAAGAGGUUCAGUGAUGAAGAGCUGUCCAGCAGAAUCAUCUCCCACAUCAAAACCUCCAGGAGCCUCCACAUCAUGUGUGGAAUCCCCGUCUUCUGCUGGAUCACUGCUACAGUUCUGGAGAACAUGUUGACCUCAGAGCAGAGAGGAGAGCUGCCCACGACCAUGACCGACAUGUACUCACAUUUCCUGCUGGUCCAGACAAAGAGGAAGAAGAACAAGUACCAUGGAGGACAUGAGACAAGUCCACAGGAGAUGAUAGAGGCUGACAGAGAAGUUCUUCUGAAGCUGGGGAGGCUGGCGUUUGAACAUCUGGAGAAAGGAAACAUCAUGUUCUACCAAGAAGACCUGGAGCAGUGUGGUCUGGAUGUCACAGAGGCCUCAGUGUACUCAGGAGUUUGUACAGAGAUCUUCAAAAGAGAGAGUGUGAUCUUCCAGAAACCAGUCUACUGCUUUGUCCACCUGAGCAUUCAGGAGUUUCUGGCUGCCGUCUACAUGUUCCACUGUUUCACCACAAGGAAUACAGAGGUAGUGAAGAAGUUCUUGGAAAAAAAAUUCAGUGAAACAUCUCUGGAGAGCAUCAUGAAAAAAGUCCUAGAGAAAUCCUUCUUCAGUAAAAAUGGCCACCUGGACCUGUUUGUUCGUUUCCUUCAUGGCCUCACUCUGGAGUCCAACCAGAGACUGUUAGGAGGCCUUCUGGGUCAGACAGAGGACAGUCCAAGAACCAUCCAGAGAAUCAUCAACAAUUUGAAGCAGAUGAGCGCUGAUAGAAUCUCUCCUGACAGAAUCAUCAACAUCUUCCACUGCCUGGUGGAGAUGAACGACCUCUCAGUUUUUCAGGAGAUUGAACAAUUCUUGAAAUCAGGGAAGAAGCUCUCAGAGAUCCAGUGUUCAGCUCUGGCCUUCAUGCUGCAGAUGUCAGAGGUUCUGGAUGAGUUGGACCUGGAGAAGUACAACACAUCAGAAUCGGGACGACUGAGACUGGUUCCAGCUGUGAGGAACUACAGAAAGGCUCGACUUGGUGGCUGUGAACUCAAACAGGCUGAAUUUGAAGUUGUUGCUUCAGCUCUGAAGUCCAACCAACAUCUGACUGAACUGGAAAUAAGUCAGAUCCACAUAGAUGGAACCAGUACAGACUCUGGGCUGAAUCAUGUGUGUGAGAUCCUGGAGAGUUCAGUCAGUAAAGUAAAGAGUCUGAGAUUGGAGUACUGCAGUUUGUCAGAGGUCAGCUGUUCUUCUCUGGUCUCAGCUCUGAAGUCCAACCCCUCCCAUCUGACUGAACUGGACCUGAGAGGAAACAACCUGAAAGAUUCUGGAGUGAAGGAGAUCUGUGGUUUUCUACAGAAUCCUGAAUGCAGAAUACAACAAUUAAUAUUGAUGAACAGCUGGUUGUCAGAGAUCAGCUGUUCUUCUCUGGUCUCAGCUUUUAAGUCCAAUCCCUCCCAUCUGACUGAACUGGACCUGAGCUACAACAAGAACCUGAAAGAUUCUGGAGUGAAGGAGCUCUGUGGUUUUCUACAGAAUCCUGAAUGCAGAAUACAACGAUUAUCAUUGAGGUACUGCAGUUUGUCAGAGAUCAGCUGUUCUUCUCUGGUCUCAGCUCUGAAGUCCAACCCCUCCCAUCUGACUCAACUGGACCUGAGAGGAAACAACCUGAAAGAUUCUGGAGUGAAGGAGCUCUGUGGUUUUCUACAGAAUCCAGAAUGCAGAAUACAACAAUUAAUAUUGGAGGACGGCAGGUUGUCAGAGAUCAGCUGUUCUUCUCUGGUCUCAGCUCUGAUGUCCAACCUCCAUCUGACUGAACUGGACCUGAGAGGAAACAACCUGAAAGAUUCUGAUGUUCAGCAGCUGAAGCUUUUUGUAAAGGAUGUUCAGUUUUGAUGAUUAACUUUAGAAAGAAGAGAAUCGUCUCUGUGUCCUGGUGAUCUUCAUAUAUUACUUCUUUUUCCUUUGAUUUGUUUUCAACCUGUAACCAAGAAAUAUGAAAUAAAGUUCAAUUCAACAGUU
Messenger RNA from Xiphophorus maculatus (southern platyfish), 4461 nucleotides. Its product is annotated as NACHT, LRR and PYD domains-containing protein 12-like. Lineage: Eukaryota; Metazoa; Chordata; Actinopteri; Cyprinodontiformes; Poeciliidae. Bases 1219 to 4335 code for a protein of 1038 amino acids. Gene Ontology annotation, molecular function: protein binding; metal ion binding. The transcript has 12 exons. The record is from RefSeq and is a predicted model, not a curated record.